Molecule: messenger RNA, 548 nt
Organism: Eriocheir sinensis (Chinese mitten crab)
Lineage: Eukaryota; Metazoa; Arthropoda; Malacostraca; Decapoda; Varunidae
Exons: 1
Source: RefSeq, a predicted model, not a curated record
GCAGGCAGAGCCUUGGCCAGCCCACGCCUGCCCCACACCCGUCAUCCACGCCCCCCUCAGGACAACACCACCUUUCCAGGCCUCCCGCAGAACUUCACCAGCAACCCCCCGCCCCCGCCGACACCAGCCUGCAGCCCCGCGCUGGCCCCGGCAGGCCCCCCGCGCCCCGCCGCGACGCCGGCCCCGGCAGGCCCCCCUCGCCCUGCCCAGACGCCGGCCCCGGCACCACCCAGGGGUCGCGCGCCCCCAGCCACGCCGCCCAACAGUCCCCGUGGCUCCCCGCGGCGGACAGUCCCCCCCGCCUUCAGCCCCCUCUGCGGGGCCCCGGCGACCAGCCCCGGGCGGCCUCCCCGCCCCGCGCCUCGCCGCCCCUCACCUCGGGACCGCUGAGCGCCGAGUUGCAGGCGCUGGUCAACAGCUUCCGCCAGGCUGCCGGCCCCGCCCCGCCCCGCCCCGCCCCUCAGGAGGCCCCCUCGCCCCCCCAAAGGCGGCCAUCGUUGCCCCGGCUGCGCCCCGUAGCCCCGUCGCCCCCGCCCCUGGAGACCAGG